AUGGGUACAAGUGGCAUCAGAGUUGGCAUUCAAGGGGGAGCGUGUGGCAUGGAAAGUGCAUGGAGAGUGUGGAGGGCGUGUGCUGUGAUGGAAGGGGACGAACGUUGUUUGUUGCUGACGGCUGUGAGGAACAUGCAGACGGCAAAUGAUCUACAAAAGGAGGGGGACCACCGCUUUGUUAAGCAUGUCAAUUGUAUAUGGAACAACGCCGCCUUCGACAACGGCGAGAUUUCUGAAGAUUUGGCGGCAAGCAAGCAGCCCUGGGGAUCUCUGAAGCCGAAUUUCAGAAACCCUAAUUCAUCUUUCGAUUCUGUUCCGGAUAAAGAAAAUCAAGGUUUCGCAUCGGAGAAUCAAAAUCAAUUCCACCCUGUUUCCCUUUUCCCCAGAUCGGCCUCGACGACGCCGUUUAAGCCGUUCACAGCGGUCAAAUCAGUUCAAAGAUUGAAAAUGAGAGCAAUCGCGGACAAUGGUUUCAAGAAAAAUCCAGUCUUGAAAAUCGACGAGGAGAUUGAAGAAAUUGAGUUACAAAUCACUCGAUUGAACUCGAGAUUGGAGGCUUUGAAGGCUGAGAAGGCAAGCGCGGGAGCUGUGGAGAAGAAAGGGAGAUUCGUUGAGGCGAAGUUCAUGGAACAGAAACAGAGCGGCAAGAAUGAUGAGAUUUCGAAUUUGGGCGUAAGAACAAAGGCUAACAGAAGAGGGAUUAGUUUAGGGCAAGCAGAAAUCCUCUCUGCAGGGCGUAGAGGGAUGAGUUUGGGGCCUUCUGAGAUUUUCGAAGCAGCGAAAUCGAGCCAGGGUGGAGAGUUGCAGUUUGAGCCUGAAAUCAAGGAAAUUUGCUGCGAAAUCGAGGCAAGCUGUGACCACCAUUGGUUCAAGAAAGGAUGUGAAGAAGGAAGAAUCUGUUUUGAACACAGUCCAACGAAGAAGUUGUUUAGAGAUGGCGAGAAAUCAGUUCCAAACAAGAAGGCGUCUAGGCCGGGGAGAGUGGUGGCGAGUAGGUAUAAUCAGGGCGCGUCUCAGGCUUCGGCAAUGAGGAAGAUAUCUCUGCCGGAGAGUGAUGGUGAUGCAGGGAAAAGGGUUGACAAGACGCUGUCUUUUUCUGUGGGGAAGACGAGGGCUAAUGAGGGCGAGGGCCGUGUGAAGAAGAGGUGGGAGAUUUCUAGUAAGAUUAUAGUUCAUAGCAGUGUGAGGGGAGGAGGAGAUUGA
Messenger RNA from Salvia splendens (bonfire salvia), 1203 nucleotides. RefSeq lists its product as uncharacterized. The record is from RefSeq and is a predicted model, not a curated record. The transcript is spliced from 3 exons. NCBI's taxonomy places the organism in Eukaryota, Viridiplantae, Streptophyta, Magnoliopsida, Lamiales, Lamiaceae. The coding region runs from base 1 to 1203 and encodes 400 amino acids.